Molecule: messenger RNA, 1323 nt
Organism: Cornus florida
Lineage: Eukaryota; Viridiplantae; Streptophyta; Magnoliopsida; Cornales; Cornaceae
Exons: 2
Coding region: 1-1323 (440 amino acids)
Molecular function (GO): nucleic acid binding; RNA-DNA hybrid ribonuclease activity
Source: RefSeq, a predicted model, not a curated record
AUGGGCAAAACAGUGGAGGCAUACAUUGACGAUAUGGUGGUAAAGAGCAAGCAGAAUGGACAUCACUUGAAACAUUUGCGAGAAGUGUUUAAUGUAUUAAGAAGGUAUAGAAUGAGGUUAAAUCCGAUAAAGUGCUCGUUCGGCGUGGGGUCAGGGCAAUUCCUUGGCCAUGUGGUCAACAACAGAGGGAUUGAGAUCAGCCCAACCCAAGCAGAAGCCCUGCUUAACAAUACAGAACUGUGCACUAUUAAAGAAGUUCAAGCUCUUACCGGGCGCAUAGCGGCAUUGAGUCGGUUUAUUUCCAAGUUAUCUGAUCGGUACAAACCAUUCUUUGAUAUAAUCAUAAGUCACGGAAAGCAAUGUUGGGGGAAUAAGCAGAGGCAGGCACUGAACAAUUUGAAAGAAUAUAUGCGGAACCCACCAGUCUUAAAUGCCCCAAAUCCAGGUGAAAAACUCUUCUUGUACCUCGGAGUGUUUAGCGUUUCAACCAGCGGUGUUCUGAUCCGGUGUGCUGAGGCCAUCAAAGGGCAAGCAGUGGCUGAUUUCUUGCUAGAGUGUGAUGUGGAAGAGCCCGAGGCCUAUUCGGAAGAAUCCUCAUGGAAGCUCUUCGUUGAUGGCUCCUCAAAUCAAAUAGGGGUAGGAAUCGGGAUCAAAUUGCAAACGCCAGAUGGCACUGCGCUCAGCCAAGCAGUCAAGCUUGAGUUUAGGGCAACCAACAAUGAAGCAGAGUAUGAAGCGUUAUUGGCUGGGUUAAGGUUAGCCAAGGAACUAAAAGUCAGAAACUUAGUCGCUUUCAGUGACUCACAGCUGAUCAUUCGGCAAGUGACUGGGGAGUAUAGUACCAAAGAUGAGACUAUGGAGGAAUACCGUUCAGCCGUAAUACACAAGGCCAAAAAUUUCAAUAAGAUCAAGUUCACGCAAGUGCCGCGGGAGCACAAUGCAGAUGUUGACCGUUUGGCCUACAGUGCAUCGAGCUCGGGUGAGACAUUGGCAAGGGUGAUCCCAGUUGGUGUGCUUCGCCAACCAUCUAUAUUGGAGCAGUCGACAAGUUCGGACUCAUGGCAGGUAAACGUCAUACCGUAUGAGCCAAGCUGGAUAGAUCCAAUUAUGGCAUAUAUCCGAGAUGGUGUUCUGCCUGAACAAAGGGAUGAAGCAAGAAGGGUCAGAUCUAACGCUGCAAAGUAUGCCGUGGUACAUGACCAAUUGUAUAGGAGGUCUUAUUUAGGACCUUAUCUAAAAUGUGUAACCCCUGCAGAAGCUCAGCAAAUACUGCGAACCAUUCAUGAAGGCGUAUGUGGUAAUCAUUCAGCGGGAGAUCCCUAG